Molecule: messenger RNA, 1461 nt
Organism: Dissoconium aciculare CBS 342.82
Lineage: Eukaryota; Fungi; Ascomycota; Dothideomycetes; Mycosphaerellales; Dissoconiaceae
Exons: 2
Coding region: 68-1081 (337 amino acids)
Molecular function (GO): nucleic acid binding
Source: RefSeq, a predicted model, not a curated record
CAAAUUCUGGGAUCGCGAAACCAUUCCCCGGUGGUUGGUGAUAAGUUGUAAUUCUCAGCCGGCAACCAUGGGUCUCAGUGGACAGAGAAGUCGGACGAAGCUUUCGCAUGAUCCGAACAACACUGCCUGGGCGAAGAACACAGAUGGGUUUGGUCAUAGGAUAUUGGCCGCGCAAGGAUGGAAACCAGGCGAUUACCUUGGGGCCGAAAAUGCCAAUCACGCCGACCAUUACACUGCUGCCAAUGCAUCACAUAUUAGAGUGAUGCUCCGUGAGGACAACCUUGGGCUGGGCGCACAAAUCGGCAAGGGCAAUGCGGAAACGUUUGGGCUCAGCAUGUUUUCAGGCCUACUCGGAAGGCUAAAUGGAAAGACCGAUGAUGAGCUCGAGGCGCAGCGAAAAGCCCGUCGUGAUGCAGAGAUUCGAAUACAGCACGAGCAAAGAUAUGGACAUAUGAAUUUCGUCAGCGGAGGCUUCUUGGUUGGAGACAAAAUGGAGACAAAGGCUGAACUGAAGUCAGCAAGCACAGCUGCAAGCUUGACUACGAAGCGUAAGCACUCGGCUGUAGACGAAGAGGGAACAGCCGCGCAAUCCAAAGAGAAGAAGCCGAAGAUCUCGAUCGAAAAGAAUCUGAAGGAUCGGAAUGCAGCGACUUCAGACUCUUCAAGUUCUAGUGGAUAUUCAGACUCGGAGAACGAAGAAUUGAAAGAUCGUGGACAAGAGGCUGAGAAGCUUGUGUCGAAAGAGAAGUACCGAGAGAAGCGCUCGAAGUCAGAGCAAGGGUCGAAAACCGCGGAGAAGACAUCACAAAAAGCGCGUGAAAAGGCGGAGCGACGCGCUCGAAAAGAGGAACGACGGAAACGAAAAGAAGAGAGGCGAGAGCGGAGGGCGCUGAAAGCAAGUAAGAAAGCGCAAAAGGGAGCACCGCAAAUCGCAGAGCCUUCUGCAGCGGUAGUAAGCACUGCCGUAAUCAGCAACGGAAGUCGACACGCUACGCGACAGCGCUAUAUCCAGCAGAAGCGCAUGGCAUCCAUGGAUCCUAAAGCAUUAAAGGAGAUCUUCAUGCUUCAAGCAGCAUCCUAAAAUGCGGACAAGCGAGGCCUUGGUUGAUCUGAGAGAUCGAUCGCUCCAGCAUGAAACGGACCUCAAGCCCAGAGCAUUUUGAGAACAUUUCAAGACGCGUGGACGUUGAUGGGGAUACAUGGUUACUGACCCUAUCAAUGUUCUAGACGUACAGGCAGAAAGCUAGAGAUCUGAGAUGGGUGCGGACCGGUUAAAUAUGAACAGAACGCUCACAACUUACGAGGCAUGAUUAAUUUACAGUUACUUGCAUCACCCCGAGGUAAGUGGAGGUGGUCGAAGUAGAGAUGAUCGUUACGAGCAAAAUUUUGAUGAAAUUCGUGCAUCAUUGAUCAGAUGAUGGCCUCCAGUACAAUGACCAUAUACCUAUUGUACAUCCAGCC